Phyllostomus discolor (pale spear-nosed bat) is the source of this 2257-nucleotide messenger RNA. RefSeq names its product olfactory receptor 10Q1. Gene Ontology annotation, biological process: G protein-coupled receptor signaling pathway. The record is from RefSeq and is a predicted model, not a curated record. The coding region runs from base 50 to 1009 and encodes 319 amino acids. NCBI's taxonomy places the organism in Eukaryota, Metazoa, Chordata, Mammalia, Chiroptera, Phyllostomidae. Gene Ontology annotation, molecular function: G protein-coupled receptor activity; olfactory receptor activity. The transcript has a single exon. Gene Ontology annotation, cellular component: membrane.
GCUCUGCAAAGGAAAAGACUCGGCACUUCUGUCAUGUUUCGUGCAAGACAUGCUUGCUCGGAGUGCUGUCCUCAACCAGUCCGGCCCCACUGAGUUUGUAUUCCGCAUGUUCACAGCCGUCCCCGAAUUCCAGGCGCUCCUCUUCCUCCUCUUCCUCCUGCUCUACCUGAUGAUCCUUUGUGGCAACACAGCCAUCAUCUGGGCGGUGUGCACACACAGCUCCCUGCGCACCCCCAUGUAUUUCUUCCUGUCCUGCUUGUCCUUCGUGGAGAUCAGCUACACCACCGUGGUGGUGCCCUUACUACUCUCCAACGUCUUUGGAGCCCCGAAGCCCAUUUCUCUGGCUGGCUGCGGGGCCCAAAUGUUCUUUUUUCUCACUCUUGGGGGUGCUGACUGUUUUCUCUUGGCAAUCAUGGCAUACGAUCGCUACGUGGCCAUCUGCCACCCACUGCACUACACCCUCAUCAUGACCCAGAAGCUGUGCAUCCAGAUGGUGGCCUGCGCUGUGGCUCUGGCGCUCUACUUGUCCCUGCAGCUCACAUCCUUAAUCUUCACCUUGCCCUUCUGCGGGCGCCUCUGGGAAAUCAACCACUUCCUCUGCGAUGUGCCUCCAGUCCUGCGGCUGGCCUGCGCGGACAUCCAUGUGCACCAGACCGUCCUCUAUAUUGUGAGCAUCCUCGUGCUGGUCGUCCCCUUCAGCCUUAUUUCUGUUUCCUACGUGUUCAUCACCUUGGCCAUCCUGCGCAUCCGUUCGGCUGAGGGUCGCAGCCGGGCCUUCUCCACCUGCUCCUCCCACCUCACGGUGGUCUUGCUGCAGUAUGGCUUCUGUGCCUUGGUCUACCUGCGUCCCCAGUCUGGCGCCUCCGUGGAUAAGGACCGCCAAUUUGCCCUCAUUUACACUUUUGUCACUCCCUUACUCAACCCCCUGAUUUACACCCUUAGGAACAAGGAUGUCAAAGAUGCUCUGAGAAAUGCCAUUAUCAGUAAAUCGGCCUCGGACACCCAUUGAAGGCUUAGGGGGACUGGGGUGGGUGUCUGUAUGUCGCCAUGAUAAUAAACUCCAAAAGGCAAAUGUAGAAUUAGAACACUGAUUUUUCUGACACUUUAAAGUUGAUAUUUCUAUUUUGUGAUAUUUGCACCAUGUCCACCCACAAUCCACACCCACUUUCCUGGAGUGCUUUAAAUAAGACUUGAAAUUUUGAACCAAACUUUCAGUGGAGGAGCCCUAGUCUGUCAGCGUUAAUUGAAAGGUAUACAGUUCAGGCAUGGGGCUUGCUCUGGCAGGGAACCCUCACCCCAUACACGAUGUGAAUAAAGGUUGAUGCUUUCAAAUAGCCUGUCCCCUAAGGAUGCAAUGAUAUUAACUGAGAUUGUGAAAGAUGCCUCAAAUAAAGACUAUUUAUGAAGACAUAUAUUUUACUCAAAGAAAUACACUUUAUUAUUAAGAUACAAAUGUAUGGCAAACAACUUAUUUGAUGCAUUAAUUUCCUUCACUCCAUGCAUCCCAGCUGGUCACCUUCCUUUUCUUUCAUUCUUACACACCAAGGAGAGAUCAGAAUUAGUAUUCAUAGACAAGGCACUCACACUACGUGUUAGCUCUGUGAGAGUGUGGAAGAUGGCAUGUGGUUGAUGCCCACACUCCUGCUUGAGCUGGCUGUGCUGGUGGCUUCAGGUAGUCAGUCUUGCUCUUCCUCCUUCCUCACCCCUCCCUGUGCCCUCAUAGUGGCUGCUGCUCAGAGAUACCCUCAGCAGGUGGUGCCACUGUUCCUCCCACCUCAGCAAGGUCCUGUUGCAGAUGGUUGUAGCAUCUUCCUGUCCCUGUGCCCCAACCACAGAUAAACCCUCAAGGUACCAAUGGAAUGGGCUCCUUUCUCUAGUGUUCAUGGCCAACAGCAUGCUGCUCAGCCUUCUCAUUUAUAACCUGAGAAACAAUGAGGUGAAGAGGACUCCUAGGACAGUUGUUAACAAAGGAUGCCCUUGCCCAGAACAACUAUCAGGCAGGGGUCUGGAUCCAGCCCCUGAAGUUGAUGUUGCCUAGCAGCAACUCCAGGAGGAAGAGUGACAAUGCCUGCCAGUGGAGAUUGCAAGUGAUUGAAAAAAUUGGUGUAAUCCUUCCGAAUGUAAUAGAGCUAAGUGUACCGAAUCCUGGAAAAGUUUCUAUUCUCUGAUUCAAUCAUUCUUAUUCUAAAAUCACAACCUCAAAAAAUUAAGUUUAGUCAAAACUAAAAAUAUAGGGCAGUGGAUUUCUUUUAUAAAC